ACAGACGCACGCACGCACGCACGCACUACCUAUCGCCGUACCAUGCUGAGGGACGGCAGGAUAGAAAAGGGGGAGGGGGGUGUGUUUACAGAGCAACGUAGCCGCGCUGGCGAAAGUCAGAGACGAGAGGGAACUUGUUUCGGAGGGUUGUGUCAUUCCUUUCGGCGCGGGGGGACCGGGGGGGAGGCGGGUCCAGCAGCUGUGGAGGAACUGAAAAGGUUCGAGAGAAAAGACGAGAUAAUGGCCGACUCCAACGGCAGCAAACCUUUCGUGGCGACUUCUUCCCUCUCCCUCAAAGUCACCACCCCUUCCUUCUACAAUCAGCCAAAGAAGUUUGCUUCUGUAGCCCCACCUCGCCCACGGGGCCAGACAGACCAGUCGCAGCCAGCAGCUUCCCACGUGUCCCCGGCAAGUACGGCGGUCAUCGGUCGCGUGGGAGAGCUUCCUCCUCCGCCUCCCGCUUUCUGCGAGGACUUCCCACCCCCUCCUCCUCCUUUGGAUGAUGCUGAGCUGCCAGUCCCGCCCCCAGAAUGCCAGACCACACCCCCUGCUUACGAGGCCCCGCCCCCUGCCUUCCCAGACCCUCCCCCUCCACCUGCGGAAGACUUGUCUUUCCCAUCAGCGCCUAAGGAGAGCACCUCCCAGACCUACACCCCUCCGCCUCCUCCUCCUCCCCCGCCUCCCCCGCCACCACCUCCACCCUCUGCCCCAUCUACAAAUAACAGUAAUAAUGCUCAGAGGCUCCUAGAGAAACAGACCAGCUUUGACCGCCAGCUGGAUUCCCUAACGGGCAUGUUGUCGGAAAUGGAGACCAGACGACCUUUCAACCCGAAGUUGCCUAGUCAAGUCCCAGUUGUGCCUGCGCCCAAACCAGGUGGCCCACCACCUGUCACUGCCCCAAAGCCCCUGUCGUUUUUACCUCCCCCCGAGCUGCAGGAUCGCCCACCUCCCGCUCCGUGGGCCGAAGAGCUCAAAAGACGGACGAAUAGACAAGCUGCCCAAAGCCCGGCUCCUGCCCCCAGCCAAGCCCAGCCAGCCGUUAAGGGUCCGGCAGUGGCGCCCAAGACCAGCUUUCCCGUCAAUCAAAACGCAGCCGGCAAUAAGGGCCCGUCUUUUCCGUCAGCUGGUCCGAAGCCUCCGGUUUCCAGCGCCCCUCCCGCUGCUUCAAAACCGGUUCCAUCCAGCUCCUUUCCGCCCCCACCCCCUCCCGUUAACCAGACCUCACCCCAGCCAGCUGUUUCGCCACCUUUUAGUCACUCCAAAUCCUCUCCAGCUGGUAGCCAGGAAAACGUGAGCACUGCUCCCCCGGCUUCGCAGCCCAAGUCUGUGAGCUCAGGGUCUUCUCCGCGUGGCCCGUCUGGGGGACCUCCGGCCGUCAAGCCCUCACCAACCUCAAACUCUGGUUCUGGAGUGCCCUUGUCUAUGAGGGAGGUCGAGGAGUUGGAGAAGAUGACGCAGGACUUCAUCCGAAACAUGGACUCGCACGCACCGGUCAUCACCUCGCCUCCCACAGAGGUUUGCGGGAAAUGCGGCCAGGCUCUCUCGCGUUCCCAGCCUGCCGUACGAGCCAUGGACAAACUCUUCCACUCCGACUGCUUCUGCUGCAUGAGCUGCCACCGCCCCCUGCAGGGGAUGCAGUUCUACGACAGGGACGGGCAGCCGCAGUGCGAAGAAUGCUAUGUGAACUCCCUGGCUGUGUGCGCUGGCUGCGGGGAGCGCGUCACCGACCGCGUGCUGAAGGCCGUGGGGCAGAGCUUCCACCCUCACUGCUUCCGCUGCACCACCUGCAGCUGCAGCCUGGAGGGGACUCCUUUCAUCACCGACGAUGACAACCACCCGUACUGCGUGGCCGACUACCACCGCCGCUUCUCCCCUGUCUGCGUGAGCUGCAAGGAGCCCAUAGUGCCCGAUCCGGGUAGCGAGGAGACGAUCCGGGUUGUCGCCCUCGACAAGAACUUCCACCUGAAGUGCUAUAAAUGUGAGGACUGCGCGCGCCCUCUCUCGAUAGAGGCGAACGCCGAUGGCUGUUACCCCCUGGACGGCAGAAUCCUGUGCCUCAAGUGCCACACCGCCCGAGCGAAGCAGGCUUCUCAGUGAUUUGAGGGAAGCCCUGCCAAGUCAGACCCGUCAGCUCGUUUAGACUUCAUAGGAUUUCGGGAGCUGAUGACCCUUUGUUUCUUCCAUUAUAUACAUUCUGCUCUUCUUGCUUGCCGUCACGCUCCCGCUCUCGGUACAGAGGUAAUGUACUGUACCGUGAGAAUGAUCUACGCGUCCUCCCGGUUGGCCUUCUACGGUGCGUUCGGUGCAUUUACUAGCUCCCGGCAUGAUUUGCACAGGUAUAGCUUUAGCUUGAAGUGGUCUCUGAAACACCAGUGUGCUUUGGGACUUUCACUGCACAGCAGCCUCUUCGAUUUAAAUAUAAACUGUGUGAACAACAGUAAGGUAAAACACUCUGUAGGGCUAAGAAUAUGUGUGUGUGUUUUGGUUUUUUUUUUUUUUAUUUUUUAAUUUUUUUUUUUUUUUGGUGGAUUCUCUCAACCAGUGCACUUUGGGUAGUGUUUACUAGGAUCAGUUACACAGCAUAUUUACAGGAUGCUUUUGACAGAUGUGCAUUCUACAAACUGCAUCUCCAAGCAGUGGUGUGUUCAGUUUCUUCUUUACUUUGUCUUUGCUGCAUGGGAACAGUAGUAUAUAUGUUUUCUUUUUUUUUUCCCCCCUCUCUCUCUCUCCCUCCUAGGGCUAUAAACUUAAUGAUGCAAAAAAAAAAAAGCUUUACAGUAGUGAGUCUAAUAUGAACAAGUCACACUUUCCAGGUUUGGUGUUGUGAGAGCGCAGAGCUCCCAGUUCUCAAGAAGGUUUACGUACUUGACGUGUUUAGCCGUGUGAACAGUAUGAAUUUAAAAAUGCAUUUAAUUCACUUGUCUAGGCACAAAUUUUAGGGUUUAACUAAUAGUUAAGAAUUUUAAGACUCCUAAGGGUGGCGCAGUCAGUUUUCAGGUGGACGGGUGUUGGCAUUUCGAGUCGAGGAACAAUAAGAAACGAGCAAAAAUUCUUAUAAAUAGCAGUUCUCUUUUCAGCGAGUUUGUGGAAGAAAUAGUGAUAUUUACUGUUUGGUGAAUACUGAAAAAGUUAAAAUGUGGAUUUAGGACACACAAGGUAGAAUUGGCUGCAGUUAGACAUACUGGUAGUAUUUGAAUUCCUAUUGGUGGAAUUCAUUAAUUUAAUUAGUAUUAAGGAAUUUAAGUAUUCUCUACACAUAAGUUACAUUUCUAUCAUAUAAGCACAAUGACACUUGACUGACUGCACUUAGAUUUACAGCUUCAGUAAUAUAGCUGCUCACACCUGGGAACUGAACUACAGAUUUGGGAUUUCAGUUUCCAGUGACUAAAGAUACAGUUGCAGUUAUUUUCCCACACAGCUGUAUUCAGUUCUGUUUACUAAU
This is a messenger RNA of Scleropages formosus (Asian bonytongue), 3442 nucleotides long. RefSeq names its product zyxin (gene zyx). Bases 43 to 2097 code for a protein of 684 amino acids. NCBI's taxonomy places the organism in Eukaryota, Metazoa, Chordata, Actinopteri, Osteoglossiformes, Osteoglossidae. Gene Ontology annotation, biological process: integrin-mediated signaling pathway; transforming growth factor beta receptor signaling pathway. Gene Ontology annotation, cellular component: stress fiber; focal adhesion; cytoplasm. The record is from RefSeq and is a predicted model, not a curated record. The transcript has 10 exons.